AUGGAGCCGGUAAAGGAACGAGCUGUGGCGGUGCUCAUGGCUUUCAAGAAGUUUAAGCCGCCUACCUUUGACGGAGAGUCGGUGGAUCCGUGGGUCGUGGAGAUGUGGAUUGACUUUAUGGAGACUCUCUUUGAGGACUUGUAUACCUUGGAGCGAGAAAAGGGAUUGGUAUUCUCCGCGUAUUUCCCCGACAACGAGAAGAGGAGGCUCCAGGAGAAAUUCAGGAAGCUCCACCAGGGAGACCGUACCGUAAGGAAGUAUGAACGGGAAUUCACCCGUAUUGUGAAUUGUGUUCCACAUGUGGUGCAGGAUGACGAGGACAAAGCUGAUUGCUUUGUGCGGGGACUUCAGCCGGGAGUUUUACGGUAUGUGCAUCCGUUCAAGUUGCAAACUUUUGCUAAAGCCGUGGACCGAGCCUUGUGGGUAGAGCAAGGCGAUGACUCUGUGCGAGAGGAGCGCGAGUCUGAUAGGCAGGAGGCAAGAGCAGUGCGACCGAGAAACUGUUCAGGUGGCCAAUCAGGUUCCAGACAGCCCCCGAGUCAGUUGCAGUCACAGUCUCGAACCCCGAAGCUAGCUUCCAACCAGUCUUCGGGAUGUGUGAUUUGCGGUGGAUCCCACCGAGCACGGCGGUGUGCACUGCGUGAGGGAAGAUGUAUUCGCUGUGGGCAAUUGGACCACACGUGGCAUGAUUGUCCCACGGGCGAUGGACAACCCUUGCCGAUAGCGACGGCAUUCUCAUCUCCGGGACAGGUUAUGGAUGUGCAACUUUUGGCACGGUCUGGAGAGCAAGGUGUGGUGAUCAGGCAGCCGGAGGGCUCGCGGCGAGCGCCAAGUGGCCAGGCCUACGCGACCCAAGUUGAGGAACCUGCUGCUGCUGGUGAUAUCAUCGCAG
Ananas comosus (pineapple) is the source of this 892-nucleotide messenger RNA. RefSeq lists its product as uncharacterized. NCBI's taxonomy places the organism in Eukaryota, Viridiplantae, Streptophyta, Magnoliopsida, Poales, Bromeliaceae. The record is from RefSeq and is a predicted model, not a curated record. The annotation marks the transcript as partial. The transcript has 2 exons.